This is a messenger RNA of Pseudomyrmex gracilis, 2145 nucleotides long. RefSeq lists its product as uncharacterized. Lineage: Eukaryota; Metazoa; Arthropoda; Insecta; Hymenoptera; Formicidae. Bases 1 to 2145 code for a protein of 714 amino acids. Gene Ontology annotation, molecular function: DNA binding; DNA-directed DNA polymerase activity; nucleotide binding. The record is from RefSeq and is a predicted model, not a curated record. Gene Ontology annotation, biological process: DNA replication. The transcript is spliced from 3 exons.
AUGCCGAUGCGUUUGUCAGCUCUGCCGAAGGCUUUUGGUUUGCGGGGUGGGGUGGAAAAGGGAUAUUUUCCGCAUUUAUUUAACACACUCGCGAAUCAGUCGUACGUCGGUCCGUUACCAGCCGUUGAAUAUUACUCGCUGGAUAGUAUGUCUAGCGAAGAACGCGAACGUUUUUUGUCGUGGCACGCGGAACAGAUGCGCGAAAACGCAGUUUUUGACUUUCAACGCGAGAUAGUUCGUUAUUGUCGUAACGACGUCUUGCGGCGAGCGUGCAUGGCCUUCCGCAAGAUAUUUCUCGAGCGCGGAAACGUAUGUCCGUUCGAAGAAUGCACGACCAUCGCUUCCACAUGUAUGCGCGUUUUCCGCAAAAACUUUUUACGUGAGGAAGAGAUCGGCGUCAUUCCUCGCGGCGGAUAUUACCUCGCGGAUACGCAAUCCCGCAAAGCUCUGCAGUGGCUGGUGUGGAAGGAGCGCGAGCUCGGCCGCAUCAUUGUUCACGCGGGUCACGGGCGAGAACAUCGUCUCGCGGAAGUCGGAGGCAUUCCCGUCGACAGGUAUUACGAGACGGCGAACGGUGAGCGUCACGUGUUGCAAUACCACGGCUGCUUUUGGCACGGAUGUCCCGUGUGUUUUAAAACGGAACGCGACAAACGUCUCUGCACGGAGGAACGCGAAGUGUACGACACGAUGAACUCGCGAUACGAGCGUACACUGACAACGUCAUGGCGUCUUCGCAAACGAGGGUACAUCGUGACGGAGAAAUGGGAGUGCGCUUUUGAUCGCGAUACGCGGGAAAAUCGCGAAAUGCGAGCGUGUUUAGACCAACAUCCGAUGCUCGCGGCUGAACCGCUUUCACCGCGUGACGCGAUUUUCGGCGGUCGAACGAGAAACAUCGCGAUUCGGCGCGAAGUUACGGGUACGGAGAAAAUACGUUACAUAGACGUGUGUUCUCUAUACCUUUACGUGUUGAAAACCGGCGCUUUCCCGAUUGGACAUCCGAAAAUUCUUGUCGGACAAAAAGAGUGCGCCUCGCUCAUCGGAACGAUGCCCGGUGUCGAUUUUUCCGCGGUCGAGGGGCUUGUGCGUUGUAGAAUGCUCCCUUCGCGCAAUCUCUUUCACCCUGUACUCCCGUACCGCGUGCAGGGCAAACUGCUGUUUGCCUUGUGCCGCAGUUGNUGCGAAAACUUCUCACAGACACAGUGCUCGCACGAAAAUCCGCGCGAUCGCGAAUUCGAAGACGUGUGGGUAUCGUGUAAAUUACGCAAAGCUGUGGAGAAGGGUUAUCUCGUGACUGCACAAGAGGCGAGCGGAUGGCCGAGCGAAUGCGUGGACGACCAAUCUAAAGAACGAUAUCUUCGAGAAUACGAAGCAGUCGAGAGUAUCGCUCUAGAUAGAGCAAACAUUGGGCAAAAUCCGGGUUUACGCUCGGUCGCAAAGCUGUGCCUCAAUUCGUUUUGGGGAAAAUUCGGGCAACGAUCGAACUUGACGAGUACCGAGGUGGUAAAGUCGCAGGAACGUCUCGUAUCGCUAUUGUCGAGCCCCGAGCACGAGGUAAUAUAUGUUUCGUGGCGAAUGCGGGACGAGGCGGACGUACCCUCUCCGAUUACCAACGUGAUAAUAGCGGCGUACACGACGGCACAGGCGCGAUUGAAACUGUACGAAUAUUUAGAACGUUUAAGCGAGCGCGUUCUUUAUUACGAUACAGAUUCGUGUAUUUAUGUGAGCAGCGGAGAACCCGGCGAAUACGAACCGCGUACGGGAAAUUUCCUGGGCGAUAUGACGGACGAGCUCGAAGGCUACGGCUGUGGUAGUUACAUCGAGUCGUUUGUAUCCGGUGGCCCGAAAUUUUACGCGUACGUAGUUCGUACUCCGGACAGUGGCGCGCGGGAGGUGUGUAAAAUCAAGGGAAUAACUCUCAAUUCCGCAACCUCCCGCAUAAUUAAUUUCAAUAGCGUUAGGGAAAUGUUAAUGAGAAGAGAGAGAAAAGAAGAAAAUGUGUCGAUAAAUCUGCAUUUUAGAGCGAUUCGGCGCACCGCGUUUCACGAGGUUGUGACGCGAGACGAAUCAAAAAUCUGCUCGCCGGUUUUGCUGAAGCGUAGAUUUAUCGACGAGCGACGCUCUGUUCCAUACGGCUACUUAGAAUAA